UCUAGCACUUAUUUAGCUAAGCACUUCAUGAUUCUCAUUUCUGCAAUGCCUAAAAUCAAAGCACCUGAGUUAAAGAAAUUAGUUAGAGAACAACUUGGAGUAAAUGUCACUUUCAGUCAGUGUAGGAGAACAAAGCUGAAAGUAUUGAAGGAAUUGCAAGGCAAUUACAAGAAGGAAUAUGCACAGAUGCACGACUACUUGGGAGAGCUUUACACUGCAAGCCCAUCAAGCAAUUUUAAAUUGAAAGUUGAAAGGCCAUGGCCAAAUUCUCUACCAGUAUUUGAUAGGGUUUACAUUUGCUUUGAUGCUUGCAAGAAAGGUUUUUUGGCUGGAUGUAGAAAGAUCAUUGGAUUAGAUGGAUGUUUUUUGAGGGGUUUGAUCAAGGGUGAGUUGUUAUGUGCCGUUGGAAGGGAUGUCAACAAUCAAAUGUAUCCAGUGGCAUGGGCAGUGGUAAGAAUCAAGAAUAAGGACACAUGGACUUGGUUUAUCGAAUUGUUGAAGUCAGACCUCGAUAUGUGUAAUGGUGACGGAUGGGCGUUGAUAAGUGAUCAACAAAAGAGCAUAGGAUGUGUGCAAGGCACAUUUAUUCCAACUGGGGUCAAAAAUACAAAGGAAAACAGUUGUUGAGGCAAUUUUGGAGAU
Messenger RNA from Eucalyptus grandis, 642 nucleotides. RefSeq lists its product as uncharacterized. The coding region runs from base 28 to 627 and encodes 199 amino acids. The record is from RefSeq and is a predicted model, not a curated record. The transcript has 2 exons. Lineage: Eukaryota; Viridiplantae; Streptophyta; Magnoliopsida; Myrtales; Myrtaceae.